AUGCCUCAAUCUCCUGGUAUCGUUACCGCCACUGCAGCCUUCGCCAAGGACCGCGCUGGUCAGCGUGGCUCCGGAGGUCCUGCUCCUCGCCAGGAACGUUCUUUAGUUCCUGACGAUGUUCCUGACGUGUCAGUUGGAAUGAAUGACUAUCCUGGCGAUGGUCCUGCCUCUCCCAUACAUACCGCUUCGAGCACUCCAUUUUCGGCACGAUCCGAAGCUAACCCGGACACCGCAAACAGAUAUGAGGCCAUUCUGCUAGGUCCCGGCGAGAACAAGAUCGACGUGGAGGUCGACACUCGCCUGCCCUCUGCUUGCAUUUUCACCUUCCACAAGGAAGACCACACUCUUGGAAACAUGCUCCGCACCCGUCUCCUGAAGACUGCUCACGUCACUUUCGCCGCCUACCGAGUUCCUCACCCUCUCACUCCCAACUUCCAGCUGCGUGUUCAGACCGAUGGGGAGGUCACUCCCCGCCAGGCUGUUAUCAACGCCUCCGAGGCUCUGAUCAAGGAUCUUGGUACUCUGUCUCGUGAAUUCACCAAGGAAUAUGAGCUCCGCAAGAUGGCGAACGCCGCCAACCAGCAGCAGAAUGCCGACUAA
Messenger RNA from Penicillium soppii, 600 nucleotides. Its product is annotated as DNA-directed RNA polymerase II core subunit RPB11. Gene Ontology annotation, cellular component: RNA polymerase II, core complex. Lineage: Eukaryota; Fungi; Ascomycota; Eurotiomycetes; Eurotiales; Aspergillaceae. The transcript has 3 exons. Gene Ontology annotation, molecular function: protein dimerization activity; DNA binding. The coding region runs from base 1 to 600 and encodes 199 amino acids. Gene Ontology annotation, biological process: transcription by RNA polymerase II. The record is from RefSeq and is a predicted model, not a curated record.